AUGGCCGGUCACCACGAUCCUAAGUUGCUCUACGCAAUCAAGGGCAUCAAGGCAUACCACAUUCAAGAUGGCCAGGAGCACGAGCUCACCCCAUCUGGCCCACAGACGCUCUCGCUCUUGAUGGUCCCUACCAGCUCGCCUUUCGCCGACCUCAGCACCACGACUCCUCAGAACGACGCCCCUGAUGAAGACUUCUACCUCCACCUCAAUCUACCACCAGAGCUCGACCUCCCCCUACCAGCGACGACACAAAUCUACCACCAACCGCCCAGCAGCUACCUCAUUCCGCGAUGGGAUAUGGGCCCAAACGCUGGCGUCUUUACACGCAUCGAGUUUCCACAAAUAGGCUACGGCGUGACGCAGGAAGACGUUGACACCUUUGAGACCAUCUUGGCUCAGUGCACCGCCUUCUUGGAGCGCGCGAGGCCUCCGAUGCCUUCGAGACCCAGCUUCAAGGGCAAGUACGAUCCUUCCGACUACGCACCUGGAGGAAAGUACGCGGUCGAUGACAAGACCGGCAGGAAGCAUGGAGAAAUCGUGUUGAUCGAUGAAGAUGACGGAUCCGUUGUUGGAGAACUAGGAGGCGACGCACAAGUCAUCGAAGACGUCAAAUUGAAGGCGGGGUCCAAGGAUCCUGUCGAAAUUCAGGUCAGCCAGGAUGGCAAGCGCAUCGAAGUGCGUCCAGUGUCAGAGGACUAUCUGCGCAUGGCCAAGCAUCCUGCAUACAAGGACAGCAGCAUAGUCCAACGGGCUGCGACGGCUUCGCGGCUGAUUGUCACUGGCAGCUCUUACGUCGGUAACAUGAUGACCAGCGGCGCAGAGAACUUUAGCAGCAAAACCAAGCCGCUCGAUAAGCCGCUCGAGUUCUCACCUGCCGCACAUUCGCGCGUGAGGAAAGUCCACACCUUCACCAGCGGCGCCGCAGGUUUGUCGAGCAAGACUGUCGGGCAGAUUACGAACACCGUCCAGAACAUUGCCGCCAAAGCCUCGGGCCAUAAACAGGACCGAUCACACAAAGGCUAUGACGAGAAAGGUCAGCCUCUCGCCAAGGACGAGUACAAGCCAGGCUUGUUGAACAAGUCAAUGAUCGCAUUCAGUACCGUCAUGGACGGCAUUGCCACGAGCGGUAAGACUCUCCUGGAGACCAGUGGUGCAGCGGCGAGCCAUAUGGUCGGACAUCGAUACGGCGAGGAAGCGGGAUCGAUCGCUGCAGGUCUUGCUGGUGGUGUCAAGAAUGUCGGUCUCGUCUACAUCGACGUCGCCGGUGUUUCUCGCCGUGCGGUCAUCAAAUCAGUCGCUAAGGGCAUGGUCAUUGGUAAAGUCAGAGGCGGCGGCGAAAUCGUCGUUGGAGGUGGUGAUGGCGGCGUGGUCCCCGAAGAAGACAUCAAGAACGCGCAAGGCGCUCAGGGCGUGUCGAACGACAAAGGUGGCUUCCGGCCGGUACAAGAGUCGUACCAGCCUGUAGGCUUUGGGUCUUCAGCGCCACCCAAGUACCAAGAGUUUGGGCAGCCGGGCAAGCAGUGA
Molecule: messenger RNA, 1524 nt
Organism: Zasmidium cellare ATCC 36951
Lineage: Eukaryota; Fungi; Ascomycota; Dothideomycetes; Mycosphaerellales; Mycosphaerellaceae
Exons: 1
Coding region: 1-1524 (507 amino acids)
Biological process (GO): cell division
Cellular component (GO): plasma membrane
Source: RefSeq, a predicted model, not a curated record